AUGACAACAUCCGCGCUGCGACGCCAGGUGAAGAACAUUGUGCACAACUAUUCAGAGGCCGAGAUCAAAGUGCGCGAGGCCACCAGCAAUGACCCCUGGGGCCCGCCCAGCUCGCUCAUGUCCGAGAUCGCCGACCUGACCUUCAACACGGUAGCCUUUGCUGAGGUCAUGGGCAUGCUAUGGCGACGGCUCAAUGACAGCGGCAAGAACUGGCGGCACGUGUACAAGGCACUGACGCUGCUGGACUACCUGCUCAAGACGGGCUCUGAGAGGGUAGCCCAGCAGUGCCGUGAGAACCUCUACACCAUCCAGACCCUCAAGGACUUCCAGUACAUGGACCGCGAUGGCAAGGACCAGGGUGUCAAUGUGCGCGAGAAGGUCAAGCAAGUGAUGGCCUUGCUUAAGGAUGAAGAGCGCCUACGGCAGGAGCGGAGCCAUGCCCUCAAGACCAAGGAGCGCAUGGCACUGGAGGGUACAGGCAUUGGCAGUGGACAGCUGGGCUUCAGCCGCCGCCAUGGCGAGGACUAUGGGCGCACCCGUGGUUCCCCAUCCUCCUACAACUCCUCCUCUUCAUCCCCCCGCUACACUUCUGACCUGGAGCAGGCCCGGCCUCAGACAUCAGGAGAGGAAGAAUUGCAGCUACAGCUGGCAUUGGCCAUGAGCCGCGAGGAAGCUGAGAAGCCGGUCCCCCCAGCUUCCCCCAGGGACGAGGACCUGCAGUUACAGCUGGCUCUGCGCCUGAGCCGGCAGGAGCACGAGAAGGAGGUGAGGUCCUGGCGAGGGGACGAUUCCCCUACAGCCAAUGGCAUGGGGGCCACCUCCCACCACCGGCAAGACCAAGAGCCAGAGAGAGAAGACAGAAAGGAGGAGGAGAAGCUGACAACCAGCCAGUCCUCCAUCCUGGACUUGGUCGACAUCUUCACACCUGCCCCAGCCCUGCCCUCCACACACUCUGCCGGUCCGUGGGACAUUCCAGGUCUCAGGCCAAGCGCAGAGCCUAGCGGUUCUUCCUGGGGGUCUUCUGCAGACCCCUGGUCCCCCAUGCCCUCAGGGGACACCCGGUCCCGAAGCCAGCCUUGGGAUCUGCUUCCCACGCUCUCCUCCUCUGAACCCUGGGGCAGGACCCCAGUCCUGCCUGCUGGCCCCCCCACCACAGACCCCUGGGCACCCAUUUCUCCCCACCACAAAGUCCCCAGCACUGGGGCAAACCCGUGGGGGACCCCCAUGGAGACCUCAGAUACACCUGGCAGUACCUCGGUCUUGGACCCAUUUGCCAAUCUUUCAGAAUCUACAGAGCCCAAGGAGGCCCAAGCCCUGCCCGCCAUGAAGCCUGCAAGCCCUGUGGAGCUGGACCUGCUUGGAGAGCCCAGCCCGAGUUCCAAGCAAAAUGGCACGAAGGAACCUGACACCUUUGACCUGGGCGUAUUGGGAGAAGCGCUGACCCAGCCCAGCAAGGAAGCCCCUGCCUGCCGCACUCCGGAGUCCUUCCUGGGACCCUCGGCCUCAUCCUUGGUCAACCUUGACUCGCUGGUCAAGGCGCCUUUGGCGGCAACGACCCGGAACCCCUUCCUCACAGGUCUCAGUGCUCCAUCACCCACCAACCCGUUCGAUGCAGGCGAGCAGGGCAGACCGACGCUAAACCAGAUGCGCGCGGCCUCGCCAGCCCUGGGCGGGCCUAUCAGGGCUCCCCUAGGCUCCAUGACCUACAGCGCCUCCCUUCCCCUCCCGCUCAGCAGCGUGCCGGUCACCGCGACCCUCCCCGCCUCCGCCAGUGUCUUUCCGCAGGCCGGUGCCUUCGCGCCGCUGCCCGCAAGCCUGCCGCAGCCGCUGCUGCCCACGUCCGGCUCGGCUGGGCCGCUGCACCUGCCCCCGCAGGCCGGCACCAACCCCUUCCUCUGAGCGCCGCCUGGCGCAUGCGCGCCAAGGCCCUGCUUGCGCUCUACCCACCACCCUUCCCCCUGGUCUGGGGCGGGGUGGUCGCACUCGGGGA
Molecule: messenger RNA, 1990 nt
Organism: Ochotona curzoniae (black-lipped pika)
Lineage: Eukaryota; Metazoa; Chordata; Mammalia; Lagomorpha; Ochotonidae
Gene: EPN3
Product: epsin 3
Exons: 9
Coding region: 1-1899 (632 amino acids)
Biological process (GO): endocytosis
Cellular component (GO): clathrin vesicle coat; endosome; plasma membrane
Molecular function (GO): clathrin binding; phospholipid binding
Source: RefSeq, a predicted model, not a curated record